UUAUUCUCUUUCCUUUUUACAAAACCCCUAAAGGGCUAUGCUUUUGUUUUAGAUCACAAUCAUAACCCUUGAUCGACAUACGAAUAUCUUAUAUUCCUAUUUAGGUUCACGAAGAUCUUUCACAUAUAUGUAAGUAUAUAAAUAUACCCAUGAAUUGUGCAGCUUUAGUGAAAUUUUCUAUACACAUUACAUAUAGGACAAGCAAGAUAUGGUUCAGGAUCAACAGGCUACGAGAAGAGACUCUGACUGCGGAGGCAAUGGGCGAAACCCAAGAAGACCCAAUGGGAAUGAUUAUCUUAAGCUGUUUGGAGUUAAUAUUAUGGAGAAACAGAAACAACCCAUUAUUGAAGAAGGCAUUACUGCUCUUGGGACUGAAUUUAGCCAGCAGGGCUCUACCUCCAGGAGACAGGAGAAUGGUCGCAAGAGGAUCAGAGAAAGGACAAGAGGAAGAGAGGUCCCUUCCACAGGGAAGCCAUGGACGGAGGAGGAACACCAAAUGUUUUUGAAGGGCUUGAAAGAGCUUGGCAAAGGUAAAUGGCGAGAAAUUUCAGAGAUGUUUGUGAAGACUAGGACCACUACGCAGGUGGCUAGUCAUGCUCAGAAGCAUUUCCUUAGGCAGACCUCCACUGAUUCCAGGAGGAGUCGACGAAAGCCAAGCAUCUUUGACACCCCUUUGAAAGAUUCGGAUGCUAUUGCGCCAGCGAACGUAGACUACCAACCUCGCCCAAUUGAUCAUCCAGUUUAUGCUUAUGGUGCUUCAAGCUACAAUGGGAAACCAUACAUGCUUCAUAAUUCAGUACCAAUAUUAUGGUCCAAUGCUCUGAUAUUUCGCUCUGAAGAUAGUUUCUGGCACAGCCCUUCUAAGGAAACAAGAUCAUCAGACCCCUUAGGAGAAGAAGCUUCUAAUUAAUGUGUGGCAUGAAGCUUAUGUUUAGGUUUAAUUUUCAGCUUGGAAGCUGAGCUAAUAAUAUACAAGUUCAUGAAA
Hevea brasiliensis (rubber tree) is the source of this 985-nucleotide messenger RNA. RefSeq names its product probable transcription factor At5g61620. NCBI's taxonomy places the organism in Eukaryota, Viridiplantae, Streptophyta, Magnoliopsida, Malpighiales, Euphorbiaceae. The record is from RefSeq and is a predicted model, not a curated record. The transcript has 4 exons. Gene Ontology annotation, biological process: response to ethylene; response to gibberellin; response to auxin. The coding region runs from base 209 to 910 and encodes 233 amino acids. Gene Ontology annotation, molecular function: DNA binding.